ACUCACGAACGUAGAGGGCGAGAAAACUGAUAUCGCACCACACCGGCAGCAGCAAUUAGUAGGUAAUUGCUCUUUUGUAAUCGAUUCAUGACAUUGGAUUCUAAAGUUAUCUUGCAGCAAUCAUGCUUUCCAAUAUGGACUUCAUCAAUAAGGAAUUGGAGGACGUUAGAAAACGAUGUGUGAAUGAAGUUCCCGGGUCCGAGAUUGUGGCUUGCCAUCCUGCUGCCGUCAGGAUAAGGAUUGUGAGAACAAAAUACAAGAAGUUGGAAGUUUGCAUGCAGUUUCAAGGGAAGUAUCCUGAUGAACCAAUAAUAAUUGAGAUAAAGAGUAAGACAAUUCCAGACAAACUUAGGGAAGGCUUGACUAAGAUCUGUGAUGAACAAGCCAAGACGCUCCUUGGAAAACCUCAGAUCCUUCACGUUGUGAAGUUUGUUCAACAGUUUCUGGCUGACAACCCAUUCAGUGUAUGCAGCGAAGAAGUGUCGUUUAUCAAACGAGAACUGAUCACGGAGAAAGACGAGAUAAAGAUGAAGCAGAAGUCGGGAGUCAUCGUUAUCACGAUACGAGAAGCAGAAUACUUCAUGAAGUUCAGAUUAAAGGUUCCUGAUCUAUAUCCAGAACAACAGAUUGUGCUAGAGAAUGUAGAAAACAAUUUUCCUGAAUUAUUUCACAAGAUGUUCUUAGCUCAGACGGAGGAGAUGGCAAGACGAUGCGUUCAACCUCCACUAAAAAGGAAAACUAAGGAUCCUCCGUUUGAGCCGUCACCUUCCCUGAAGAAAGUAGCGGUCUAUCUGAUUGAUUGUUUACGGACGUACCCAGGAUCCAUAUGCCCGAUAUGUAGAGAAAGAGCAUUCACCCCCAAUCCUGAGCAUGCCGUCAAAGAUGAGACGCAUGGGCGGUUUGUAGUGUGGGUGUAUUGCGGUCAUAUAUUCCAUAAAGGAUGUCUCGAUGAAUUCUUCAAAACGCCUCCAUUUACGGGAGGCAAGAAGUGCCCAUCUUGCGGGAAAAGAAUCUAUCACGACAAAUGGAACAUCACCCCAAAGGUAGCGGAGGAGAGAUGGGCUCACCAGGAAGCCAGACAGAGAGAACUCGAUGAAGUGGUAGACUUCCUUCAAUGACGGUACCUCAUCGGCAUCCAAUGAUAUAAUGUAUUUGUAAUCUAUAUACACUGACAUCAAUGUGAUGCUAUGUUGUCAUUGACGGCAUCUGAACUACAUCCAACGGUAAAAUGUAUCUGUGAUUUAUGUACACUGACAUCAAGGCUUUAGACAAGACCUUGUGUCUGAUGUGACUCGUGUAUCAGAGACAACGCGACUAGAAAGAUAAGACUAGUCGCUCAGACCUGAGUGAGUCGCUCGAUUUAGCAUUCACCCGGGUCUCGCUAACUCUCUUCGUCGACUGCUGAUCUCAUCUCAGCAAAUAUUUGACGAGGAAUAUAUCCAAGUCACAAGACCUUGUCAAAAGGCUAUGUGAUGCCAUGCUAUCAAUGACGGCAUCUGAGCUACAUCAAAGGAUAAAAUGUAUCUGUAAUCUAAAUUUCCAUGUUAUCUACAUCCAACAACAAAAAGAACGAGAGACAAACGUACAAUCACCUGCAAAGAUGUUCCCUGAUAUUUCUUUGAAAGAAUCAUUCAACGUGAUACAAAGAUAUUUCCUGUAAUUGCUGAUUUCUGAAGAUUUAAAUCUGAUUUGACCGAGGAAGUGUAGAGAGGUGUUUUAACAGCCUAGAGCGCCCUCUUUCUUUUAUAAGAGAUGCUGUCAAUGAUGGUACCUCAACUACAUCCAACGAUAAAAGGAAGCAAAAGUGUCAAAUUCCUGCCAAAUUUUAGAAUGUAUCUUUAAUCUCCGUACAGUGAGAUCAAUUCAAUAUCCUGUCUGUACAUGCUUUUCAGUGAUAGCAUUUCAACUUAAACUACAUCCAAUGAUAAAAGGAAACAAGAGUAAAAAAUGUUAAAUUUCCUGCAAAAGUGUUAAAUGUAUCUUUGAUCGAUACACUGACAUCAAUGUAACUCUGUGAUAUCUUGCUUAUAAAUCUUAACUACAUUCAAAGAUAAAAGGAAGCAAGGGACAAAUUUUAAAUUUCUUCCAAAGGGUGCACUUUUAUCUCUAAUCUACAUACUCAGACAUCAAUGUAAAACCAUGGUGUCUCGCCUACAGAUGAUGUCAAAUUGUCAACAGUGACAUUUCAAUGUUAACCACAUCCAAUGACAAAAGGAAGCAACAGACAAAUUUUAUAUUUCCUGUGAAAAAAUGUAUUUUUAGUCUACAUACACUGACAUCAAGGCCAUAUUGUGAUGUCACCGGAAACAUCUCAGCAACAUUUAACAACAUCCAAUGACAAAAGGAAGCAAGGUAAAACUUAAAAUUUCCUGAAAAAAGUGUAUAAUGUAUUUAUAGUCUACAUACACUGACAUCAAGGUCAUAUUGUGAUGUUACUGAAGACAUCUCAACAACAUCCAAUAAUAAAAGGACGUCUUUAAUGAGGGCAUUUUUAUAUAUGCUACAUCCAACUAUAAAAGGAAGUAAAAGACAAAAAUGAAAUUUUCUGCAAAGUCUAAUGUAUCUUUAAUCUACUUUCACUGACUUCAAUAUAUUAACAUGAUGUUUUAUAGAUGUUGUUAAUGAUGGCAUCCCAACUACAGUAUCCAAAGGUAAAUAGAAAUGGGAGACAAAUAUGAAAUUUAUUGUCAAAUUUUCCUUCCUGAAACUCUGCCGUUUCUCGACUAGUAUGUAUUGAUAAUAAUAUUCUCUGAUCUUGCGAUAAUGUUCCAUCAAUAUCUAAUAUAUCCUGAAUAUACACUAUGUUGUUUAUUUCUGCCUUGAAAUAACCCCAGUUUGAACAAAAUAUUAGCAAUGGGAACAAUUACUUCCAUAUCAGAACUUACAUAAAGUUAUGUAUUUGCACUUGCUUCUCUCGACAUGCAUUCAUAUUCCAGUUGAUUGCUGGCACAACAUCAAAUCUGAUCUGGUCCCUCAUCAUUGUAACUUCAUCAUUCAUAUCAAACUUGCAAAGUCAAUGUCUAAUACCAUGGAAAUAAUCAAUUCGUCUAGAUCAUUGGGUUGACUUAUAAUUCCUUUAUCCCUUUCUCUUGCUGUUGACAGUGUGCUCCAUGAUUGAGUAAGCCCACUCACUUUCCAAGUUGCACAUCCCCUCCUAGGCUUGUUCUAAUGGAACAGGUGGUUCCUUUUUUUUUAAGUGUACCGUGUGCUUUAGCAAUAACUAUUUUGGUAAUGAUGUAAAUACCUCUUGCCUGACAUCAUAGUGGGUGGCAAAUGUGCAGGUCAUGCUUCUCAACAUUCUGACGAGGGACAUGAAUCGGUUUCAGAGCCUUGUCUAACAAAAAGUGCUCUCCGUCAGUUCCAUGUACCUGCGUUUUUUUUUAGAGGAUGGCAGUAAGCUCAUGUUGCUAUUCUUCUUGAUGUUGAGUUAUUCUUUUUCGUAGACUUUGGAUGGUUUUAAUUUUUCUACUCUGCACAUAUGUUGUCAUAGUGGGUAGCAAAUGUGCAGUGAACACUUGUCAACGUUCCAACUGACGAGGGCCUUGAAGCAGUUUCAGAGCCUCGUCUAGCAAAACGUGCUCUUUGUCAGUCCCAUGUACCUGUGUUAUUUUUUUAGAGAGUGGCAGUAAGCUCAUGUUGCUCUUCUUCUUGAUGUGCAGUGAACACUUGUCAACGUUCCAACUGACGAGGGCCUUGAAGCAGUUUCAGAGCCUCGUCUAGCAAAACGUGCUCUUUGUCAGUCCCAUGUACCUGUGUUAUUUUUUAGAGGGUGGCAAAAAGCUGAUGUUGCUCUUCUUCUUGAUGUUGAGUUAUUCUAUUUCGUAGACUUUGGAUGGUUGGAAUUUUUCUACACUCUGUGCAUAUGUUGUCGUCAUUGUGUGUGACAAAUGUGAGGUGAACACUUCUCAACGUUCCAUUUGAUGAUGGCCCUGAUGCCAAUGUAGGAAAUGAGGGUGACGGGAGAUUUCGCCUCAUGGCAGCUCAAAUUGCCCGUAAAAUUCCCCCAAAUGCAUGCUUUGGGGUGACUAUUCGCCCCAAGAUCUGUCACAAACAAUAUUAAAGAUUAUUUAGAAAAUUUAACCAUCGUAGAAUAUUGUUUUUUUGCAUUUACUGCAUAAUUGCUUGUUGCCCAAGUAGCUCUUAAAAUGAAAGAACUAACCCCCGCAAUUCUGCAAUUGCCCCAGUGUGGAAAAACAAGAUAGCCCCUAAAAAUAAAAUUAUUUUCAACCCUGAUUGAUGCAAUUUUUGGUAUCUGUCUGUUUGGUUCUACACACCAUAAUGGCAAAUUAUUUGUAUCAACUGCUGGGUGUCAGAGUACAUGUAUCCAAUAUCAUAUGCAUUGCCGUAUGUGACCGUUCUGUUGAAAUAUCCCUGGCAAAUAUGAUGAUUGGUAUCCCCAACGGGAACUUCUGGGGCCCGUCUUACAAAGAGUUGCAAUUAAUCCGAUCAAUCGUAACUAUAGAAGGCCAGCAAAGUCAACAUAUAAAAUGCAUGCUUGUUCAAAAAAUUUCUAGAUAUCAAUGCAUAUCGAUAAAUUAUUUGAUUUCUUGAUUUGGUGUGUUCUCCUUUGUUUACAAAGGACAUUUUGCAAAUUUCCUGUGGAAAAAAAAUUAAGACACUAAUUGAUUUCCAUAGAGUUACGAUUGAUUGGAUCAGUCGUUACUCUUUGUAAGACGGGGCCCAGAUUCUGUCUGAUCUCAUUUCCUUUUAGAAAUUGAAGAGAGAAGAGACACUGCUUUUGACGAGACAUGAUUCCUGUGCCCACCUGAAGAAAUGGGUGUGUCCACAUUGGUCAUUACAUCACCUCUCUCUGGUAGAAGAAUGAUCCUUGUCAUGCAGUGUUGACAGACUAUGUGUGGAACACCUUGAACUGUAUCAAGCGCAAAUAUGCCUCGUUACUUAUUUUCAAUCGAGUCAAAUUGAGUUGCAGCUCUUAUCACUUGAGCUAGGCCAACUUCAUUCCAGGAAUUGUACUUUCAUUUUAUUUCAUUUCAUAUUCCACAUUAAAAACCAUC
This is a messenger RNA of Lytechinus pictus (painted urchin), 5015 nucleotides long. RefSeq lists its product as uncharacterized. Gene Ontology annotation, molecular function: zinc ion binding; protein binding. The transcript has 8 exons. The coding region runs from base 123 to 1118 and encodes 331 amino acids. Lineage: Eukaryota; Metazoa; Echinodermata; Echinoidea; Temnopleuroida; Toxopneustidae. The record is from RefSeq and is a predicted model, not a curated record.